AACUCCCCUCUUCCUUCCUUUACCCUAUUUCCCUCAUCCCCAAGACCUCUUUUCAAUUUCCUUACUUCCUCCGCCGCCGUCUCUCUGCCGAAAAGGGGUUUUUCCGGACCUCAUUCCGAUUGAUUUUCCCUUCUGCUGCUCUCCGUCUUCACUGCUUUAGUUCCUUUAGCGAGGGGUUUUUCUGUCGCCGACUCAGAUCUCUAUAAUAUAAAAAAUCCGAGUUGGCGGUGGUUCGAUGGAGAAUGAGCUGGUGGAAUUGUUUGAAGCGGCGAAGAAGGCUGCAGAUGCCGCUGCAGCACCAUCAAAUGAUGGGGGAGCCGAAGAAAGUCGUUGCCUUGAUGCCCUAAGGCAGCUCAAGAAAUUCCCUGUUACUUAUCAAAUCCUUGUUUCCACUCAGGUUGGGAAGCGUCUUCGGCACCUCACUAAACACCCCAAGAAGAAAAUACAGGAGCAUGCUUCUGACCUGAUUGAGAUGUGGAAGGAGAUAGUAAUCAAGGAGACUAAUAAGAACAAGAAAAAUGGAAAUGCCAGCAGUAAAGAUUCACCUAAAAUUGGUUCUCCCAGUGCAGAAUCAGUUAAGGUGGAGAAGUUUCAAAAAUCAUCUUCCAUGAAGGUUGAGAGAGUUUCCAAGGUUGAGCAAUUUGAUAGGAAUGGUGCCACAAGCUCUGUAAAAUAUUCCAAAUCAGAAAGCGUGGUCUCGGAGAGAAACUCUGUGAAGGUUGAGAAAACUGAUUCAAUGGUCAAGGUUGAAAGGGUAGUUAAAGAAGAGAAGAAACCAUCCAGUGGCGCAGCUGCACCUCCAAAACUUACUUCCAUGAUUAAAUCAAAAGAUGCUGCUCGAGACAAAAUUAGAGAACUUCUCUUUGAGGCUUUCUCCAAAGUCCCUGGUGAAGCUGAUGAAGAAUUUAUGGAUGAGGUUAAUGCAAGUGAUCCUAUCCGUGUUGCUGUUUCUGUAGAAUCCGUGAUGUUCGAAAAUUGGGGAGGUUCUACUGGUGCACAGAAGGCCAAGUAUAGAUCUAUAAUGUUUAACCUCAAGGAUCCAAAGAACCCAGACUUUCGAAGAAAAGUUCUUCUAGGACUUAUAAAGCCAGAAAGGAUGAUCAAUAUGAGCACAGCCGAUAUGGCAAGCGAUCAGAGAAAACGUGAAAAUGAAGAGAUUGCACAGAAAGCUUUGUUUGAUUGCGAGCGUGGAGGAGCACCAAAAGCUACUACCGAUCAGUUCAAGUGUGGUCGAUGUGGUCAGCGCAAAACAACCUACUAUCAAUUACAGACGCGGAGUGCGGAUGAACCUAUGACGACGUUUGUAACUUGUGUAAACUGCAAUAACCAUUGGAAGUUCUGCUGAGUCUAUUUUGAGAUGCUGAAAAUGUUAUUGUUUGGAACAAUCUACUGAGCAAUUAGUGUUAUUUUGCCCUGACAUUGGUUGCUGCAGUUUGUAAUCUCGUUCCACAUUGUUACAUUUAGAACGUAGGAGCUUUUCUGUUGUAGGAUGUCUUAAGUGCCAAUUUAUUAAGAAAUUCAGUGUAUAAACUUGUUUUAUUUUUAUUUUCUUUGGUAUUUUUAUGAGUUUCAUACAGUUACAAGGAUCUCUUUAACUCAA
Molecule: messenger RNA, 1600 nt
Organism: Cucumis sativus (cucumber)
Lineage: Eukaryota; Viridiplantae; Streptophyta; Magnoliopsida; Cucurbitales; Cucurbitaceae
Product: transcription elongation factor TFIIS
Exons: 3
Coding region: 236-1345 (369 amino acids)
Biological process (GO): transcription elongation by RNA polymerase II; DNA-templated transcription
Cellular component (GO): nucleus
Molecular function (GO): zinc ion binding; nucleic acid binding
Source: RefSeq, a predicted model, not a curated record